UGCCUUGCAAGCUUGCUGUCAAUGUUGAGUUAUUUUUCUGAGUUACAUUUCAGAGGUGCUGACAGUGGAAGGCAAGAAUUAUUAUCACUGUUGUCGAUCGUCAAAGAGUAUAGAGAAGAGAAUGGUGGACAUCAAGCGCUAGAAUGGAAGACAAGGGAAGAGCCUCGGCUCUGUCGAGACGAUAUCCAACGAGUGGCAAGCCAGCCACGAGCUAUGGCAGAGCCCGUGACGGUUCAUCGAGGCUGCCUCCUCUGCAGUCCGCUCGAACGAAGGAGGGUCAGAAUGGCUUGCCAUUUACAAUGGACUCACUGCCCGACUAUUCGCAGCGGCUCACUAUCUCUCGGCCACCCACUGGUCCGCAGCCAAAGACUCACUUGCGAAGUCGAACAUGGUCACACCAAAUUCCAGAGGGAAAGGAGAAGGAGAAAGGAAAGAAGUACAAUCCACAGCUGGAGGCCCUGGCAGCUGCCUCGACGGACAUGGCCUUCCGACGAGAUGGCAAGUCGAGAAUGGGCCGUGAUGCCAUGACAGCGGCUAGAAAGAGGCAGAGACCAGAAGACAUGCUACAGGCCCGCAUCAUGCGGCAAGACUACCGCGCCAGUCUUGUUAAGUACAUCAUGUGCCAUGACACGACAAGUUCUGUAACUGAGUCGCUCCAGGAACCAAGGCAACUUGACUCAGCUCUGCCCACCGCGGCACAGAAGACGGACUUUGCGGACAGUGAGACCAAGAUGCUUCGGUAUUACUACUACAUCCAGCAUGGAAUCGACACCAAGUUCAUAUCACCCAUGGAGGACACGUGGAUUGAAGCUAUCAUGCGCUUCGUGCCAAGGCCACUGCGCCAGCGGUUUGGCAAAGACGUGGAGGAGCUUUGUGACGAAGUUCGAGAUCGCUAUUUGCUGAGCGUCAAGAAAGCAAUUGUUGACUUUGUCCUGAAGGAUCCGCAUGCGCCCGAGUUCAACAUUGAAGACCGGCCGGCUCACAGACGAGAAAUUGCCAUAUGCCCCAAGCCAUGGGCCGACGAUUUCGAAGGGAGCAUGUCUUCCAUUCACAAGGGUCUGAUAAACUGCGCUACGAAUCGCAUCCAGGCCGACAUCCUGGCACUCUGGGAGCGUCAAUACACGAGUCUGCGUGCGGUGAAAACGGAAGACUUCUACAUGCGUCAGCCAAUGGAGCUUGCUGGUUUCAAGAGAAAGAUGUGGCAGCAAAUCGAUGAAGUGAAGGGUCUGCUGACUAAGAUCUGGCUACACGAAAUUCAGCUGAUCUGCUACAGCGGCAACAGUCGUCGGGGCAUUCCACCCAACAGGCUGCUGGCGUUCUUUGACGGCAUCGUUGUCAUCAUGAACCGCCAGCUGCGAGACAUGAUCAACAAAUCUCUGGUGCAGCUUACAGAUUUGCUUGCACCUGAUGAGGGUGGCAGUGGCAUGGUCUUCAAGAUACGCGCCAUCCUUGAUGGUGACAAGAUCCAGUUCGAGCCGUCUCAGAGCGAUUUCGAGAUCGUGUACAAAGCUCUGUACGACACUGUGCGCAAGGCAGCCAAUACCAUACCAAGACCAGAGUCGAAGCUGAUGGAUGGAGCGCAGAGUGGCUUCUUGAAGCCCUACAUCGAGAUUGGCUGGUGUGAACAGCUGAUGAACAAGGCACUGGAAAGACUGGCAGACUCCUUCCGCGAUCCAACGCAGUACCUGGAUGAGUACAAAGCGUACGAAGAUCUGAUCUCAAAGAAGGCGGAAGAAGAACUGGAAGCGUUCUUAUCAGACGAGGAUCGGAAAUUUGCCGAGCUCACUGAAGAACACGACAAGUUCUUGCAGAUCACGCGUUCUUUGAAGUACGGCAAGAGAGAGACGGUUCCGAUGGGUCUCAUGGAGCUGCAUUUGGGUGACCUGCACCGGGCUCUGAUCCGCCGCUCCGACGAGCUGAAGAACCGUAUCCUGCAGUCCGUACUUUCAAAGCACGGCGAGAAGACGCAGACGCUGGUCUCGGAGUUUGAGACAGUCACGGACAAGGCACUUACAACUCCAAGAGACACCGAUCACAUCGUCGAGUUGAAAGAGUACAUGCAGAACGUGCAGAACAAGGUGCUGCCGGAAAUGGAACGAUCCGUGCUGGAGACGAAAGACCGCCUGCUGUUCUUGGUUGAGUCAAUGACUUUGCCCACCGCUGAGCAGAAGAUGUGCAUGGAUGUGUUCAACUGGAACAACCGCAUAUCCGAUGUCAUUGCCCAGCACAAGGAAAUCAUCCAGCGCGCAACGCAGCAUGGCCAAGACGCUCUCAGGCUCAAGCGUGAGCGUUUCAAGGAAGAACUGCAGGGUUACAAGCGGCAGCUGGCCGAGUUUGUGACUUUUGAUGAUCUGAAGAAGAUGAAACUUUACGUCAAGAAAGCCAGUGCUUUGCAAGCUAAACUGGACACUGCAGCAGAGAAAGCCGAGCAGUUUAACCAGGAAGAGGACGCCUUCGACUGGGAGAGAACGCAGUACCCAGAACGUAUUGAGGCUGCUAACACGCUGGCACCAUACGUCAAGCUGUUCGACACCAUCCACAAUUUCGACGUCAAAUCCAACGAUUGGAUGUUCGGUCCGAUCGACAAUGUCGAUCCCGAUAUCGUGGAGCAGGACGCCGGCAGCAUGUCCAGGAACCUCUACAAAGCGGAGAAGCAAUUCCAAGACAACCCGAACCCUCUUGCCAUGGCCAAGGCGGUCAAGCUCAAGGUUGAACACUUCAAGGAGUACUUACCACUGGUGUCGUCACUCUGUAAUCCUGGCCUGCGUGAUCGCCACUGGGAGCAGAUGAGCGAGGUAGUGGGCUAUCCACUACGUCCUGACCCGGAUACGACAUUGAAGAGUCGCAUCGACAUGAACUUGGAGGCUCAUCUGGAACGCUUCGAGACAAUUAGCGAAGCCGCCAGCAAGGAAUUCUCCCUGGAGAAGGCCAUGGAGAAAAUGAUCACCGAAUGGGACGAGAUGGAGUUCACCAUGAUUGCAUACCGAGACACUGGCACAAGCAUUCUUUCAUCCGUCGACGACAUUCAGAACCUGCUUGAUGACCACAUUGUCAAAACGCAGACAAUGCGUGGCUCACCGUUUAUCAAGCCGUUUGAGGCGCAGAUCAGGUCAUGGGAGGGCAAGCUGCUGAUGCUACAAGAAAUCCUGGACGAGUGGCUGAAAGUACAGGCAACCUGGCUCUAUCUUGAACCGAUCUUCAGCUCUCCGGAUAUCAUGGCGCAAAUGCCCGAGGAAGGCAGGCGCUUUACCACCGUGGACAAAACAUUGAAAGCUGCCGUUACACAAGCGCUCAAGGACUUGCAUGUGUUGAAGGUCAUUGACAUCGACGAGUUGCUUCCCAAGAUGAAGAACAACAACGAACUUUUGGAGCUCAUUCAGAAGGGAUUGAACGACUAUCUGGAGAAGAAACGUCUGUACUUCCCGAGAUUCUUCUUCUUGUCCAAUGACGAGUUGCUCGAGAUUCUUUCGGAGACCAAAGAUCCAACUCGUGUGCAGCCUCAUUUGAAGAAGUGCUUUGAAGGCAUUGCAAAGCUCGAGUUCACCGAGAUCCUGGACAUCACACACAUGAAGAGUUCCGAGGGCGAGGUGGUGCCACUGAUUGACACCAUCUCCACUGCCAAGGCUCGAGGUCAGGUAGAAAAAUGGCUGCUGGAACUCGAGAUUGACAUGAUUGCCAGUUUGAAGAAGGUCAUUGCUGACGCCACACAGGCGUAUAUCAAGCGACCGCGCAUCGAGUGGGUGCGUGAGUGGUGCGGGCAGUCUGUGCUGUGCGUGUCACAGCUUUACUGGACAAAGUACACGCACGACGCGCUCAAGACUGGGCCAAAGGCUAUGGAAGAGUACCUUGCCUUGAACACCAAGCAGAUUGAGGAGAUUGUGGCACUGGUGCGAGGCAAGCUGCCGAAGCAGAACCGCACCACGCUGUCCGCUCUGGUCGUGCUGGACGUGCACGCCCGUGAUGUGCUGGCCCUGCUCGUGAAAGACGGUGUCCAGGAUGAAAUGGACUUCUCAUGGCUGAGUCAGUUACGCUACUACUAUGAAGAGGGCGAGCGGCUUGUGACGCGCAUGAUCAACUCCAUGCUGGCGUACGGGUACGAAUACCUCGGUAAUUCAUUCCGUCUAGUCAUCACACCGCUCACUGAUAGAUGCUACAGGACCCUGUUUGGCGCUCUGCAUCUUCAUCUCGGCGGAGCGCCAGAAGGCCCGGCCGGUACCGGUAAGACGGAGACGGUCAAGGACUUGGCCAAGGCCGUCGCCAAGCAGUGCGUUGUCUUCAACUGCAGUGACGGCCUCGAUUACAUCGCUCUGGGCAAAUUCUUCAAGGGUCUUGCAUCCUGUGGAGCCUGGUCAUGCUUUGAUGAGUUCAACCGUAUUGACCUGGAGGUGCUGUCUGUAGUCGCACAGCAGAUUCUGACCAUUCAAAUGGGCAUCAAUUCGGGAGCCAACACACUGCUGUUUGAAGGUACCGAGAUCAAGCUUGACCCGACUUGUUCGGUAUUCAUCACCAUGAACCCUGGCUAUGCCGGUCGAUCCGAUCUGCCAGAUAACCUCAAGGCUCUAUUCCGCACUGUAGCUAUGAUGGUACCAGACUACGCCCUCAUUUCCGAGAUCAUGCUCUAUUCAUGUGGAUUUAUCAGUGCUCGACCACUGUCUGUGAAAAUCGUGGCCACGUAUCGUCUGUGUUCAGAGCAGCUCUCGUCACAACAUCAUUACGACUACGGAAUGCGAGCUGUCAAGGCUGUGUUGACGGCCGCUGGAAACCUGAAGCUCAAGUAUCCCGAAGAGGACGAGGACAUAUUGAUGUUGCGAUCGAUCAUUGAUGUCAACUUGCCGAAAUUCUUGUCCUUUGAUCUACCGCUCUUUGAGGGUAUUACGUCUGAUCUCUUCCCUGGUGUCAAGCUGCCCAAAUCGGACUAUGGUGACUUCAUACAGUGUAUCGAGGAGAACUGCAUCAGAUUGAAUUUGCAGAUGACCGAGAUCUUCCUGACCAAGAUUCUUCAGAUCUACGAGAUGAUGAUUGUCCGUCACGGCUUUAUGAUAGUCGGAGAAGCCUUUGGAGGGAAGACCUCGGCAUAUCGUGUGUUGGCAGGUGCACUGAAGGACGUAGCAGAAAAGAAAAUCAUGGAGGAGAACCCUGUGCAGAUCACUGUGAUCAACCCCAAGGCCAUCACGAUGGGCCAGUUGUAUGGAAGCUUUGAUCCCGUCUCCCAUGAAUGGUCCGAUGGCAUUCUGGCCGUCAGCUACCGUGCGUUUGCCACGUCGCCGUCGAAUGACCGCAAGUGGCUGAUCUUCGACGGGCCAGUCGACGCCAUCUGGAUUGAGAACAUGAACACCGUUUUGGAUGACAAUAAGAAGUUGUGUUUGAUGAGCGGUGAAAUCAUCCAGCUAGCCAACACGACCAAUCUGAUCUUUGAGCCACAGGACUUGGAAGUAGCGUCACCAGCUACGGUCAGUCGCUGUGGUAUGAUCUACAUGGAACCUCACAUGCUUGGCUGGCGUCCACAUCUGCUCUCCUGGAUCAACACACUGCCGGAGACCAUCACUUCUGAUCAGAAGAAAUUCAUCACGGAGCUCUUCGAUCACAACAUCAUGCCAGGGCUACAGUUUGUCCGCAAGGGCGGCUUCAGUGAACUGUCUCCAACGUCCAACACCAACCUUGCAAAGUCGUGCAUGAACCUGAUGGACUGUUUGCUAGAUGAUUUCACCGAUCCUGUAAAGUUUAAGGAACUCAGCGCCCACCAAGCCAACAGGAGAAUCGAGGGCGCAUUCCUCUUUUCCUUUGUCUGGUCGAUUGGCGCCUCCAUCAGCAAAGCUGGCUGGCAAGCUUUCAGCGACCUGGUUCACGAGCUGAUGAGCGGCCCGCUGUCCCAGGAGACGAAACAGCGCUUGUUCAUUCACGAAGAAGUAGGCGCUCCCAAGCAAGAGUUUCAGCUGCCAUUCCCAAAGGGCCAUCUUGUGUACGACUAUCGCUUUGUGCCAGAGGGUGAUGGCAGUUGGGUGCCGUGGGUUAACGAAAUCGAGUCAGCGCCACCAAUACCAAAGGAUGCGGCUUUCAAUGAGAUCAUUGUGCCGACCGAGGACACCAUCCGCUACACCCACCUCAUGGACAUGCUGGUGACGCAUCAGAAGACAGUCCUGUUCGUCGGCCCCACUGGCACGGGAAAAUCAGUCUACGUGGUGGAUUUCUUGCUGAACCGGCUGCCAAAGAACGUGUACAAGCCGGUACUGAUCAACUUCUCAGCACAGACUACUGCCAACCAGACGCAGAACAUCAUCCUGGCCAAGCUUGAUAAGCGGCGUAAGGGUGUCUUCGGACCGCCCAUGGGGCAGAGGACGGUUGUGUUUGUGGAUGAUAUCAAUAUGCCGGCGAAGGAAGAGUACGGCGCCCAGCCGCCGAUUGAGCUGCUGCGCCAGUGGAUGGACCACUGGAACUGGUACGAUCUCAAAGAAAACACCAUGAUGAAGCUGGUUGACAUCCAGCUCAUGGCCGCAAUGGGACCUCCGGGCGGUGGACGUAAUGACAUCACCAUGCGAUUCCUGCGCCACUUCAACACCAUCACCAUCAACAACUUCAGCGACGAGUCGAUGACGCUGAUUUUCGGCCGCAUCAUGGACUGGCAUCUGUCCAGAGGAUUCGGUCCCGAGUACGCUGCUAUUGGCAAUCACAUGGUUGUGGCCACCAUGACAGUGUACAAGGAAGCCAUGAAGAACCUGCUCCCGACACCGCGCAAGUCACACUAUCUGUUCAACUUGCGUGACUUUGGCAGAGUGAUCCAGGGAUGCCUGCUUUCAACGCCCGAUGCACUGGCAGAGCCCAACGUUCUGCGCCGUCUGUGGGUUCAUGAGGUCAUGCGUGUCUUCUAUGAUCGUCUAGUAGACGAUUCAGACCGCGAGUGGCUCGUCGAAUGUCUUCGCACUGUUGUGAAAGAGAAGAUGACGUCUGACUUUGACACGAUAUUCGCACAAUUGGAUGCUGAUAAGGACGGCACUGUGACGGAAGACGAUCUGCACAGUCUGCUGUUCUGUGACUUCCUUGAUAAUAAAUCAAGUUCAUACCGUGAGGUGCUCGAUCUGGACAAGCUUCGUCGCACUGUAGAGGGACAACUGGAGGACUACAACAACAUCAGCAAGAAGCCCAUGAACCUUGUCCUGUUUAGGUUUGCUAUCGAGCAUGUGUCAAGAGUGAGUCGAAUCAUCAAGCAGCCUCGCAAUCAUGCCCUUCUUGUCGGUGUCGGUGGUAGCGGUCGUCAGAGCUUGACCCACCUUGCCUCCUCCAUGGCCGAGUUUGAACUCUUCCAGGUGGAGAUCAGUAAGAGCUAUACAUCGGUGGAGUGGCGAGAGGACUUGAAGCGCAUUCUCCGUCGCUCCGCCGAGGGUACCAGCCCGUGUGUGUUCCUCUUCACCGAUACUCAGAUCAAACAAGAGUCAUUCCUCGAGGAUAUCAACAACCUGCUUAAUGCCGGUGAAGUGCCCAACUUGUUCGCUGUGGAUGAACGUGCUGAAAUCUGUGAAAAGAUGCGCCAGAUAGACAAGACACGUGAAAGGUCUAAGCAGACGGACGGCACGCCAGUCGCCCUGUUCAACUUUUUCAUAUCACGUGUCCGCGACCAGCUGCACAUCGUCCUGGCGAUGAGCCCUAUUGGCGAUGCGUUCCGGCAGCGCCUCCGCAAGUUCCCGUCGCUUGUCAACUGCUGCACCAUCGAUUGGUUUCAGUCAUGGCCGGACGAUGCGUUGGAGGUUGUGGCGGAGCGAUUUCUGGAGGACGUAGAGAUGAGCGACGCCGAGCGGGGUGGCUGCGUGCAACUCUGUAAGAUCUUCCACCAGAGCACACGUGAGCUGUCUGAGAAGUUCUUGACCAUGCUGCAGCGACAUAACUAUGUGACGCCGACGUCCUACUUGGAACUGAUCAGCACCUACAAGACACUUCUCGCAAAGAAACGAAGUGAAGUAAGCAAGCAAAAGAACCGUUACAGUGUUGGUCUGCAGAAGCUGGCAUCAGCUGCUGAGCAGGUGACGGGUAUGCAGGCAGAGCUCAGUGCUCUGCAGCCGCAGCUGAAGGAGGCUGGCAAGGAGGUGGACGAGAUGAUGAUCGUGAUCGAGUCGGAGAGCAAGGACGUGGCGGAGCAGGAAAAGAUCGUGAAGGCCGACGAGCUGGUUGCCAAUGACCAGGCAAAGGAGGCGCGUGGCAUCAAAGAGGAGUGCGACUCUGAUCUAGCCGAGGCCGUCCCCAUCCUAGAAUCUGCCCUGGCUGCUCUGAAUACGCUAACGCAGCAGGAUAUUGGUGUUGUGAAGACCAUGAAGUCUCCACCAGCUGGCGUGAAGCUGGUCAUGGAAGCUGUUUGCAUUCUGAAGGACCUCAAACCGGACAGGAUCCCCGAUCCUGGUGGCACUGGGCGUAAAAUUGAAGACUUCUGGGGACCAUCUAAACGUCUUGUCGGAGAAAUGGGUUUCCUCAAAUCUCUACACAGCUAUGAUAAGGACAACAUCAACCCAGCCCUUAUCAAGAAGAUCCGCGACAUCUACGUUCCUAAUCCUGACUUUGUGCCGGAGAAGAUCCGAAACGCGUCCACUGCCGCCGAGGGUCUUUGCAAGUGGGUGCUGGCCAUGGAGAAAUAUGACAAAGUGGCCAAGGUUGUGGCUCCAAAGCGAGCCAAGCUGAAGGAAGCGAAUGCUGCCCUUGCCAAGGCUAUGGAGGCUCUGAGGGCCAAACAGGCUAGUCUGAAAGCAGUCCAGGACAAGCUGGCACGGCUAAGGGAGAAGUUCGACGCCAACACGCGCAAGAAGCAAGAUUUGGAAGAGCAGGUGGAUAACUGUUCCAAGAAACUUGACCGUGCCGAGAAACUCAUUGGUGGUCUCGGUGGAGAGAAGAAACGCUGGUCUGAAGUGGAAGCUCAGCUGGGAGUCGUGUACGACAAUCUCACUGGUGACGUACUAAUCUCGGCCGGCGUGGUGGCCUACCUCGGUGCAUUCACCACCGCAUUCCGACAGGAGCAAUGCAAGAAGUGGUUGGAAUGCUGUAAGAAGGGAGGUAUCAGCUGCUCUAAUGACUUCUCCCUGUCGACCACACUGGGCGAGCAAGUGGCCAUUCGCAGUUGGAACAUAGCAGGUUUGCCGACGGAUAGCUUUUCUAUCGACAACGGUAUCGUUAUCAGUAAUGCACGUCGCUGGCCAUUGAUGAUUGACCCGCAAGGCCAGGCUAACAAGUGGGUAAAGAACAUGGAGAAAGCAAAGAACCUACACGUUGUCAAGAUGACAGACAGCGACUUUGUGCGUACACUGGAGAACUGCAUCCAGUUCGGUACUCCGGUCUUACUGGAGAACGUCGGUGAAGAGUUGGAUCCUCUCUUGGAGCCGCUGUUGCAGAAGCAAACAUUCAAGCAAGGAGGUGCCAUCUGCAUUCGCCUUGGUGACAGCACGAUUGAGUACUCUAAGGACUUCAGGUUUUACAUCACAACAAAGCUGCGUAAUCCACACUAUCUACCUGAGACAGCCGUUAAGGUCACGCUGUUGAACUUCAUGAUCACCCCCGAGGGCUUGGAGGACCAGCUGCUCGGUAUUGUUGUUGCCAAGGAGCGCCCUGAACUGGAAGAGGAGAAGGUGCAGCUCAUUCUGCAGAGCGCAGACAACAAGAGGCAGCUGAAGGAGAUUGAGGACAAAAUUUUGGAAGUCCUUUCGUCGUCCGAAGGCAAUAUCUUGGAGGACAGUACUGCCAUCGAGAUCUUGUCGUCUUCCAAGGUCCUUGCUAACGAGAUCUCACAGAAGCAGGCCAUUGCGGAGGAAACGGAGCGCAAGAUUGACGACACGCGUGCUGGCUACAAGCCCAUUGCCGUGCAUAGCAGCGUUCUGUUCUUCUCCAUCGCUGACCUGGCCAACAUUGAGCCUAUGUACCAGUAUUCCCUUCCCUGGUUUGUCAACCUCUUCACCAAGUCCAUCGACAACUCCGACAAGUCCGACGAUCUCAUGAAAAGACUUGCCAUUCUGCGUGAUCACUUCACCUACUCUCUGUACUGCAAUGUGUGUCGAUCUCUAUUUGAGAAAGACAAGCUGCUGUUCUCACUGCUGCUCUGCGUCAAUGUACUGAAAGGCCAGGGAGAAGUGAAGGAGGCAGACUGGCGCUUCCUUUUGACCGGAGGUGUUGGUCUGGACAAUCCACACACCAUCCCAUGCCAGUGGCUACCGCCUAAGGCGUGGGACGAGCUGUGUCGCUUGAACGACAUAUCGGGUUAUGAUGGACUACGAGAUAGUAUGGGCAAGCAGAAUGCUCAGUGGAAGGCUGUAUAUGACAGUUCAGAGCCACAUAGCUGCACUCUGCCAAAGCCAUGGUGCGAUUUGACCACGUUCCAGAAGCUGCUCAUCCUGCGUGCACUCCGGCCCGACAAGGUUGUACCAGGUAUCCAGGACUUUGUCACGGAGAAGUUUGGCAAGAAGUUCAUCGAGCCACCGCCAUUUGACUUGGCAAACGCGUUCAGCGACUCACACAACGGAGCAGCACUCAUCUUCGUGCUGUCACCGGGUAGCGAUCCAAUGGCAUCGCUGCUCAAGUUUGCUGAUGAUAGGGGCUUCGGCGGCUCCAAGCUGACGUCGUUGUCGCUGGGUCAAGGCCAGGGGCCGAUAGCCAUGCGCAUGAUAGAGAACGGAGUACGCGACGGCAUGUGGGUCGUACUGCAGAACUGCCAUCUGGCAGUCUCCUGGAUGACAACGCUGGAGAAGCUCUGCGAGGAGCUCAACCCAGAUACGACUCAUCCAGACUUCCGCCUGUGGCUGACCAGCUACCCAAGUCCACACUUCCCCGUCUCCGUGCUACAGAACGGCGUGAAGAUGACCAACGAGCCGCCGAAGGGCAUGAAGGCAAACCUGCUCCGUUCCUACCUCAACGAUCCCAUCUCCGAUCCAGACUUCUAUGCCGGCUGCACGAAUAAGACUGCGUGGCGUACUCUCCUGUUUGGCCUCUGCUUCUUUCAUGCCCUUGUGCAAGAGCGGCGCAAGUUUGGCGCACUCGGAUGGAACAUUCCCUAUGAGUUCAACGAGACGGAUCUGAGAAUCAGCGUUCGUCAGCUGCAGAUGUUCCUGAAUGAGUAUGAGGUUGUACCAUUUGCUGCACUCAAAUACCUUACUGGUCAGUGUAACUAUGGUGGACGUGUGACAGACGACUGGGAUCGGCGUACUCUCAUCUGCCUGCUCGACAAGUUCUACUGCGCAGAGAUGCUGGACCAGGAUCGCUUCGCCUUCUCCGAGAGUGGAAUCUACCACGUCCCGCCCGUGGGCGAGUACGAAUCUUAUCUAGACUACAUCAAAUCGUUGCCACUCAUUCCUGACCCGGAAGUGUUUGGCAUGCACUCCAACGCAGACAUCACCAAGGAUCAACAAGAGACCAGCAUACUCUUUGACAGCAUUCUACUAACUCAGGCGCGCGCCAGUGCCGAGGGUGGCAAGUCCAGCGACGAUGUUGUGCUGGAAGUGGCCGCUGACAUUCUGGCCAAGCUGCCGCCAGCGUUCAACACGGAGGAGGUGUUACGCAAGUACCCUACUGACUAUAACCAGAGCAUGAACACUGUGCUAGUACAAGAGAUGGGCCGUUUCAACCGUCUGAUAGACACGGUGCACGGUAGCCUGGUCAACAUUCAGAAAGCAAUCAAGGGUCUUGUUGUAAUGUCCUCGGAGCUGGAAGAAGUUGUCGGUAGCAUUCUGACUGGCAAGAUACCGGGCAUGUGGAAGAAGAAGUCAUAUCCAUCUCUCAAGCCGCUCGGCAGCUACGUCAACGACUUCCUGGCGCGUCUGAAAUUCCUGCAGGAUUGGUUUGACACGGGGAUGCCCCCUGUUUUCUGGGUAUCUGGCUUCUACUUUACGCAAGCGUUCUUGACAGGUGUGCAGCAGAACUAUGCGCGUAAAUACACCAUACCCAUUGACUUGCUGGGCUAUGACUUUGACGUACUCGGUGACGAACUGCCCAAGACGGCACCGGAUGACGGUGCUUACGUCAACGGUCUGUUCGUGGACGGGGCACGUUGGGAUCGCAAGACCAAUGUCCUGGCCGAGUCACAUCCAAAGGUCCUGCAAGACACCAUGCCGGUGCUGUGGCUGAAGCCAUGCAAGCGUGACGACAUCCCCGACAAGCCAUCGUACACCGUGCCCGUGUACAAGACUAGCGAUCGACGCGGCACUCUCUCCACCACCGGCCACUCUACUAACUAUGUAGUGGCUAUGAAGGUACCAAGCGACAAGCCCUCGGAGCACUGGAUUCAACGUGGCGUCGCCCUGCUGUGUCAGCUGGAUGACUAGGUGAACGUCCAGAGAGGGAGAGAAACACUAUAAUUAUAACUAUAAUGCUCUUGCGCCGACCAGACACGAGUGCGUCGUUUCAGCGACAACCCUCCCCCCCCCCCCCCCCCUCCUUGAGUUCUCUAUACCUCUGAGAUCUCCCCAGGCUGCCAUGAAAUAAUAAUGAAAUGUGACUGCGCCACUCAGCGUGAUUUUUCUCAUGUAGUGUGUCCGUGCAUGUAGUUUGUCCAAUUGUUUCUUUUUGGACAGUGUCUGUAUGCGAGGCAGAAGUGGACGCCACAGAGUUUGCGUGGUAAGAGGUCGACUAUGGACUAUGCUGACUGCUCUGCACGCCCAUGUGUUUGUGCAUGCGUUUUGUCAUAAGCUACCAGAUUUGACACACACAUUGUAUUCUUGCUAUUCUAUAGACGUGCAUGCUGUGCAUACGUAGAUGAAAACUGCCACGAGAAGCGAGAACAAUGCAUGCCUCUAGCAACUCAAUGAUCACCUCUACGCUAAACAAGGAUACUGUGCGACAGAUUUGGCAUUUUUAUACAUGUAGUGUCACACAAUAGUACCAGACCAACAAGGAGUCGAGUACAUUGCCUUUCAGAUCUUCGUUUAUUUUCUAUAUUGAUUUGACUGGAGCAUUCUCGCUAUGUUGAUGGCUAUUCUUACAAGUAUGUUGAAGUGUUUGUGCCAUAUU
This is a messenger RNA of Sycon ciliatum, 12966 nucleotides long. Its product is annotated as dynein axonemal heavy chain 7-like. Gene Ontology annotation, cellular component: dynein complex. The transcript has 95 exons. The record is from RefSeq and is a predicted model, not a curated record. Bases 144 to 12281 code for a protein of 4045 amino acids. Lineage: Eukaryota; Metazoa; Porifera; Calcarea; Leucosolenida; Sycettidae. Gene Ontology annotation, biological process: microtubule-based movement. Gene Ontology annotation, molecular function: ATP binding; dynein light intermediate chain binding; dynein intermediate chain binding.